Oncorhynchus gorbuscha (pink salmon) is the source of this 1752-nucleotide messenger RNA. RefSeq names its product PR domain zinc finger protein 5-like. Gene Ontology annotation, molecular function: protein binding; DNA-binding transcription factor activity; RNA polymerase II cis-regulatory region sequence-specific DNA binding. The record is from RefSeq and is a predicted model, not a curated record. Gene Ontology annotation, biological process: regulation of transcription by RNA polymerase II. Lineage: Eukaryota; Metazoa; Chordata; Actinopteri; Salmoniformes; Salmonidae. The transcript has 14 exons.
AUGUUGGGAAUGUAUGUGCCAGAUAGAUUUUCUUUGAAAUCAUCUAAUGUCCAGGAUGGAAUCGGGCUUUACAUGGGGAGACAAGUGAAAAAGGGGGAAAAGUUUGGCCUUUUUGCUGGAGAGAAGAGACUACCAAGUGAGCUGGAUGAGAGCACAGACACCAGACUGAUGUGGGAGGUCCGAGGUAAUAAAGGCGAUGUGCUCUAUGUUUUGGAUGCCAGUAACCCUCGCCAUGCCAACUGGCUGCGUUUUGUCCAUCAGGCGCCAUCACAAGAGGAGAAGAACCUGGCAGCAAUCCAGGAUGGAGAGAAUAUCUUCUACCUGGCAGUGGACGACAUUGAGACAGACACAGAGCUGCUGAUAGGCUACCUGGACAGUUAUAUGGAGGAAGAGUCAGAGGAGGAGGCAGAGGAAAUCAUCAAAUAUGAAGAUGAAAACAGCAAAGAUGCCAAACAUCUCGUUGAAAUGGCUAAUAGUCACACACAGCUGAUACGGCUGCAUGUGUGUGUAAUUUGUAAUAAUGACUGUAUGUGUGCAGAGCUGGUGAUCAAGAAGGAGGACCACCCGUGCCUGCUGUGUGAGAGCAGCUUCCCUAGCGAGGAGAUCCUAGUAGCCCACCUCCAGAGCCUGCACCAGAGACACAGUACUGAGGAGAAGGAGUACAAGUGCAGGAACUGUGGCAAGAAGUUCCCCAUCAAACAAGCCCUGCAGCGCCAGUCACAAGAAGUGUGUAGAGGAGAUGCCAGGUUGAUCUGUAAGGCUGAGAGUUGUGGGAAGAGGUUCAAGAGCAAAGACUCUCUGAAGAAACACAAAGGGAACGUCCACACAGGAAGUUCCAGGCGGAAGCUCAUGUGCACCAUCUGCAACAGGAAAUGUUCCUCCUUACUGAACCUCCAGGAACAUCGCAAGGUACAUGAGAUAUUCGACUGUGCUGCCUGCGACAAGAAAUUCAUCUCUACCAAUCAGCUUAAGCGCCACAUGAUCACUCACUCAGAGAAACGUCCGUAUACCUGUGAGAUCUGCAGUCGUUCGUUCAAGCGUCUGGACCAGGUGACGGCCCAUAAGAUCAUCCACAGUGAGGAAAAGCCCUAGAAGUGUAAGCUGUGUGGGAAGGAGUUUGCCCACAGGAACGUCUACAAGAACCACAAGAAGACUCACUCAGAGGAGAGGCCGUUCCAGUGUGAGGAGUGCAAGGCCCUGUUCCGCACCCCCUUCUCUUUACAGCGCCACCUGCUCAUCCACAACAGUGAGAGGACAUUUACGUGUGACCAAUGUGAUGCCACCUUCAAGAGAAAAGACACGCUCAACGUGCACAUCCAGGUGGUACACGACGGACACAACAAGUACAAGUGUGACCUGUGUGAGAAGUCCUUUGUCACCCCCUCUGUUCUCAAGAGCCACAAGAUGAUGCACACAGGGGAAAAGGAGAAGAUCUGCCCAUAUUGUGGACAGAAGUUUGCCAGCAAUGGAACUUUGAGGGUUCACAUCCGCAGCCAUAUAGGUGAGCGCCCAUACCAGUGCCCGUACUGUGGCAAAGCAUUCAGCAAGAAUGAUGGUCUGAAGAUGCACAUCCGCACACACACUCGGGUGUGUGAUCUGUCGUUCAGUCUGGAGAAGAUGCUGAGCAGGCACAAGCUGACCCACAACCCAAACAGGCCCAUGGCAGAGUGCUCGCUGUGCCAUAAGAAGUUCACCAGGAAUGACUACCUCAAAGUGCACAUGGAGAAUGUUCACAGAGAGACCGAGGGCUAA